This is a messenger RNA of Dibothriocephalus latus, 726 nucleotides long. The record is from the annotation of a GenBank genome assembly. NCBI's taxonomy places the organism in Eukaryota, Metazoa, Platyhelminthes, Cestoda, Diphyllobothriidea, Diphyllobothriidae.
AUGUUUGCAUUCGCUCAGCGGCGCCGCAGUGACUGGAUUAGCGGAAGAACCCUGCAGCUGUCUGCCCAGACGACUCGAGCUAGAUCCCGCAACGAUACUUCAGUCCAUAAACUCCAAAAGCUGACAACGAUGUCGGCUAGGGGUGACCAGCAGAAGUAUUGGUCCGAAACAGUAACUCCCAUGAAGCAAGCCCCAAAUGUUGGCCACACUCGAAAACUCUACCAAAUUAUCCGCCAAUUUAGUGGUAAACCCUCGUCACUCAGUGAUUCUGUUUGCGACGUGAAUGGCGACCUUAUUGCUGGAAGCCCGGCCAAGGUCGAUCCCUGGCGUGAGCACUUCGAACACUUCCUCGACUUUGAUGAGCAGCCCAUCACACCCUCCCUCUCCUCCUCGGCGGAGUUUCAUCCCUUUCCAGUCUAUGCAGUUUCGUGCAACUUCCCUUCCGAAGACGAAGUUGCCGAUGCGAUACAGAGGCUGUAUAGGAACAGGGCGCCCGGAGAGUAUGAUAUUCCCGCUGAAAUCUACAAGUCCUAUGUUGAAACCCUGGCACCCUGGCUCCAUGAAGUGAUCGAGCAAGCGUGGAAAGAUACAGUGGUUCCGAAUGACUGGGCUUCGGAUAUCCUUGUGCCUGUCUUCACGAAGAGAGAUAGGAUGGAGUGCGGGAAUUAUCGGGGAAAAAGCCUAAUCGACGUCGUUGCGAAGGUCUUAACUAUUAUCUUCCAGUAG